This is a messenger RNA of Adineta ricciae, 375 nucleotides long. The record is from the annotation of a GenBank genome assembly. Lineage: Eukaryota; Metazoa; Rotifera; Eurotatoria; Adinetida; Adinetidae.
AUGAUUGAUAUUAUCAAUUAUACAAGUGGAGAAACUAAACGAGCACGAACUGCGUACACACGUCAUCAAGUUUUAGAAUUGGAAAAAGAAUUUCAUUUUAAUAAAUAUUUAACACGACGACGGAGAAUAGAAAUCGCACAUUCGCUGGUUUUAACUGAAAGACAAAUUAAAAUUUGGUUUCAAAAUCGUCGAAUGAAAUGGAAAAAAGAUCAUAAAUUACCGAACACAAAGUCGAAACUACCUGAUCAAUUACCAGCUGCAUCUACAUCAUCUGACUCUUCAUCUCCGAAUUUAAUAAAAAAAGAACAACAAGAAAUUCUUUCGCCAUUUAUUAAAGAAGAAACAUUUUCCGAUGAAUCUUCCAAUUCAAAUUGA